Molecule: messenger RNA, 1255 nt
Organism: Microcebus murinus (gray mouse lemur)
Lineage: Eukaryota; Metazoa; Chordata; Mammalia; Primates; Cheirogaleidae
Gene: SPATA12
Product: spermatogenesis associated 12
Source: RefSeq, a predicted model, not a curated record
UCUUGGACAUAACUAUUAAUAAAUGGAACAAAAUUAGUUGGUGAGCAAUACAUAUAAAAUGAGCCCAUUAUUUUGGUUAUUAAAGAUUCUCACAGGUACACCCACCUGUACAUAUACACAACAGACACUCUGUCCAGCUUAUCACAAACAUUCUCUCUGGAAGCAACCUGGGACAGGGGAGGUGGAAUUUCAGUUUUUACUCUACGACUUCUGACAUGUUCACAUUUGUGUACAGUAAGGAUAUAGUCAGGAUUUCUUGUAUAAAAGAGCAUUCGUUUCUCCAGCCAAAAGGGAAGGAAAGAGGGAGAAGGCCACUGCAGUCAUGCAGUGUGGAAAGCUCUGAAAGCAGACAAGCGUGAAAGAGCAUGCCAAGCAUGGGGACAGUGGGACAAAAUGUGGACGCGGAAAAGACUCUGGGGUGUCUGGGGCCGGUUGGGCCCGGCCUGUCCGAGCGCCCGGCGGUGGCUGGGGCGGGUGGCUGGAAGUGAUCAGAGCAACGCGCUGAAGCAGCCAGGUUGCCAGGGUGUCGCACACCCCUCAGGGCCCCUCUGUCCUGCCCCAGCUUGGGCCAAGUGCCCCAGCCUCCCUUUCCCAAGCAUUCUGGUUUUGACUUGGGCCCCAUGUCCAGUUCUGCCCCAACUUGUGGGUCCACCUUGGAAAAGUCAGGAAACACCUGGGAAAUGAAGGCAAUGACUUCCUCCAGCCUUGCUCUGCGGCCACGCAGAGGCCCUGGGGCGUGUCCCUAACAUCCCCGCAGGCCCUCGCUGCGUGCGGCUACGCCAGGGUGCACACGUUCGCCAGGAGCAGCCUCUGCCCUCCCAGAGCUGGCACUUCUUGCCAGGGUGCGCCAAAGCGGGGCCUGUCAGAGAUAUUUAGAAAGAGCCAUCUCUCUUGACAUCACUGCAGCCCACAUAAAUCUGGGAAGACCCUCCUUACCUCCAACUUUCCUGAUACAGCUGGGCAGCUGUAAAUAAGUUAUUCAUAACUCUACACCUUAAUUUCCUGGUUUGGAACAUGGGAUCAUAGGAGGAUCUGCGCACCGGCUGGUUGCAGAAGCUGUGUGAGGACGGAGGGGCAGGGCCCAGUGGUGCCGGGCAUAGCUGUCAAGUCAACCAGCAUGUUUUGAGGGCUGUUAGGUCACUCCCCUCUCCACAGUACACGCCAGCACACACACACAGUGAGAGUCCUGCAGCAUCUGAGCGCCUGGCAACCCUUUAUCUGGGCUCUCUUCCCUCCAUCGCCUACCCCACCUCCA